Messenger RNA from Coccidioides posadasii C735 delta SOWgp, 1111 nucleotides. RefSeq names its product hsp70 nucleotide exchange factor fes1. Lineage: Eukaryota; Fungi; Ascomycota; Eurotiomycetes; Onygenales; Onygenaceae. Gene Ontology annotation, cellular component: membrane. The record is from RefSeq and is a predicted model, not a curated record. Gene Ontology annotation, biological process: mitochondrial electron transport, ubiquinol to cytochrome c. Gene Ontology annotation, molecular function: quinol-cytochrome-c reductase activity; 2 iron, 2 sulfur cluster binding.
CGUCAGUCCACCCCCACACGCCGUUUGGGUUCCUGCUCAAUUGUGUUCCUCUUCUCCCCUCUUCCUUUGGCCAUCGUCUCAUCCGCCAUGCCUCCUCUCGCCGCUUCCUCUGCCUCGUCGCUCGUCCGGGCCUGCGCCCGGCAAAACCUUGCUCUCCCACGCACACUUUCCGUGACGGCCUCCUCCCAGCAGCUCCGAGCCAAAUCUACAGCGGAAGCCGCGCCGACCUCGUCCUUCGACAGUCCCUUUGGUCGCAGCAAGGAGAGUGCUUCGUCCCUGAAGAUCCCUAGCUUCAAGAAAUACGCCAGCCCUCGCAAUGCCACAACGAACAAAGUCUUCUCGUAUUUCGUCGCUGGAAGUAUGGGUUUAGUCAGUGCCGUCGGAGCAAAGGCUACUGUGCAGGACUUCCUCGUUAAUAUGUCCGCCUCUGCCGACGUUCUCGCCCAAGCUAAGGUCGAAAUCUCUCUCGCGUCCAUUCCCGAGGGCAAAAACGUUAUCAUCAAAUGGCGAGGAAAGCCAGUUUUCAUCCGUCACCGAACCGCCAGCGAAAUCGCUGAAGCUGAGAGCACAAACUGGGAAACCCUUCGAGACCCUCAGCCAGAUUCGGAUCGUGUGAAGAAACCGGAGUGGCUCGUUAUGUUGGGUGUCUGCACCCAUCUUGGUUGUGUGCCCAUCGGUGAAGCCGGUGAAUUCGGCGGUUGGUUCUGCCCAUGCCACGGUUCCCACUACGAUAUCUCCGGCCGUAUCAGAAAAGGUCCCGCGCCACUUAACCUCGAGGUUCCUCAAUACGACUUCCCAUCGGAAGACACCCUUGUCAUCGGUUAAGCCUCUUGGAUAUCAAGCGAGAGGAGCGACGGCUACGGGAGCGGAGAGUGCGGGAUACGCAGGGAGGGGCUUAUUCGUCUUAUACCUGUAGAACUAAUUCCGCGGUCGGUUAAAGGGAGUUGAUAGUGGAAAGAAGGAAUUAUCAUCUUUGGAUUUCGUAUAGAGAAAAAGCGGGAGACUUUGACAUCGCCUCCCACAAGAUUACCUUGGGUUUUUUCCUUUUUUAGAGAACCUGACUCUGUUCAUAUAUGUAUUUUGUUCCCCUUGCGCUCUACAGGCCUUGAUA